UUCUUGGAUGCCAAUCACCGUUAAAACCUAUAGAAGAAGAAGUUCUCUCUGAUUUUGUCUAUCUGAAGUAUGCCGCAAUGUUUUAGUCGACCGGCCCAGUUAUUAACGAGACAGCUUCUGGUUGCGGGGAAUAGUUUGUACUUUAAUCAACAUUUUAAGCUUGUCGUCUCUGCCCCUCAGAAUGACAGACCCUGCCAUGAAGAGGGUGGUCAGUGAGAUCGUCCGCUCUCCAGAAGACAAACGGGUCUACAGGGGUCUAGAGUUCACCAAUGGCCUGAAGGCCGUGCUCAUCAGUGACCCCACCACAGAUAAGUCCUCAGCAGGGCUGGACGUCAACAUAGGUUCUUUGUCGGACCCAGGGAACAUAUCAGGCAUUGCCCACUUCUGCGAACACAUGCUGUUCUUGGGCACAGAGAAGUACCCCAAGGAGAAUGAGUACAGCCAGUUUCUCAGUGAGCAUGCUGGCAGCUCCAAUGCCUUCACCAGCGGUGAGCACACCAACUACUACUUUGACGUAUCCCAUGAGCACCUGGAGGGAGCACUAGACAGGUUUGCUCAGUUCUUCCUGUGCCCGUUGUUUGACGAGAGCUGUAAGGACCGUGAGGUAAACGCUGUGGACUCUGAGCAUGAGAAGAACCUGAUGAAUGAUGCCUGGAGGCUGUUCCAGCUGGAGAAGGCCACUGGCAACCCCAACCACCCUUUCAGCAAAUUUGGGACUGGUAACAAGUUGACUCUGGAGACCAGGCCAUCCAAGGAUGGGAUCAACAUCCGCCAGGAGCUCCUGAAGUUCCAUUCCACCUACUACUCCUCCAAUCUCAUGGGACUGUGUGUGCUAGGAAGAGAGUCAUUAGAUGAGCUCACCACCAUGGUGGUCAAGCUGUUUGGCGAAGUGGAGAACAAGAAUGUGCCUAUCCCCGAGUUCCCCAACCACCCCUUCCAGGAGGAGCAUCUCAAGCAAUUCUACAAAGUGGUGCCUAUCAAGGACAUUAGGAACCUGUAUGUGACGUUCCCUAUCCCAGACCUGCAGAAGUACUACAAGUCCAACCCAGGCCACUAUCUGGGCCACCUGAUAGGCCACGAGGGCCCAGGGAGCCUGCUGUCUGAGCUCAAAUCCAAAGGCUGGGUAAACACGCUGGUCGGAGGCCAGAAAGAGGGAGCUAAAGGCUUCAUGUUCUUCAUCAUCAAUGUGGACCUGACAGAGGAGGGACUCUUGCACGUGGAUGACAUCAUCUUCCACAUGUUCCAGUACAUCCAGAAGCUGCGCAUGAAGGGGCCUCAGGAGUGGGUCUUCCAGGAGUGCAAGGACCUAAACACAGUGGCCUUCAGGUUCAAGGACAAGGAGCGGCCCCGUGGCUACACCUCCAAAGUGUCUGGAUUACUGCACUACUACCCUCUGGAGGAGAUCCUAGCAGCAGAGUACCUACUGGAGGACUUCAGGCCAGACCUGAUAGAGAUGGUGCUGGACAAGCUGAGGCCAGAAUACGUCAGAGUCGCAGUUGUCUCAAAGUCGUUUGAAGGGCAGACAGACAAGACUGAGGAAUGGUAUGGGACCCACUACAAACAGGAGCCCAUCUCUGAGGAAGUCAUCAAGAAAUGGGGAAACGCUGACCUCAAUGGCAAGUUCAAGCUGCCCAUGAAGAACGAGUUCAUUCCCACCAGCUUUGAGAUCUACCCUCUGGAGAAGGACUCUCCCUCCGCUCCCACUCUAAUCAAGGACACCGCUAUGAGCAAGGUGUGGUUCAAGCAGGAUGACAAGUUUUUCCUACCAAAGGCAUGCCUGAACUUUGAGUUCUUCAGCCCGUUUGCGUAUGUGGACCCAAUACAUUGUAACAUGGCCUAUUUGUACCUGGAGCUCCUCAAGGACUCCCUCAACGAGUAUGCAUAUGCAGCCGAGCUCGCCGGCUUGAACUAUGACCUCCAAAAUACCAUCUAUGGGAUGUAUCUCUCAGUGAAGGGCUACAAUGACAAGCAGCACAUCCUGCUGAAGAAGAUCAUUGAGAAGAUGGCCGCGUUUGAGAUUGAUGAGAAACGCUUUGACAUCAUCAAGGAAGCGUAUAUGAGGUCACUGAACAACUUCAGAGCGGAGCAACCCCAUCAGCAUGCCAUGUACUACCUGCGUCUGCUGAUGACAGAGGUGGCCUGGACCAAAGACGAGCUCAAGGAGGCUCUAGACGAUGUCACUCUCCCCCGCCUCAAGGCCUUCAUACCUCAACUAUUGUCACGGUUACACAUCGAGACCCUUCUCCAUGGCAACAUCACCAAGGAGUCUGCUCUAGACAUGAUGCAGAUGGUCGAGGACACGCUUAUGAAUCAAGCCCACACCAAGCCCCUCCUACCAAGCCAGUUGAUUCGCUACAGGGAGGUGCAGGUGCCAGAUGGUGGCUGGUAUGUGUACCAGCAGAGGAACGAGGUGCACAACAACUGUGGCAUAGAGAUCUACUACCAGACAGACAUGCAGACAACCCACGACAACAUGCUGCUGGAGCUCUUCUGCCAGAUCAUCUCUGAGCCUUGCUUCAACACACUGCGCACCAAGGAACAGUUGGGGUACAUAGUGUUUAGCGGUCCGCGGCGCGCUAACGGGGUCCAGGGCCUGCGCUUCAUCAUCCAGUCGGAGAAGGCCCCCCACUACCUGGAGAGCCGGGUGGAGGCGUUCCUAAAAGCCAUGGAGAUGUCUGUGGAGGAAAUGAACGACGAGGCCUUCCAGAAACACAUCCAGGCCUUGGCCAUCCGCCGCCUGGACAAGCCCAAGAAGCUGGCCGCUGAGUGCGCCAAGUACUGGGGGGAGAUCAUCUCUCAGCAGUACAACUUCGACAGGGAUAACAUUGAAGUGGCCUAUCUGAAGACGUUGACGAAAGAAAACAUCAUGCAGUUCUACCGGGAUCUGUUGGCUGUGGAUGCACCCAAGAGGCACAAGGUGUCUGUGCAUGUCCUGUCUAGGGAGAUGGACUCAUGCCCAGUCGUGGGCGAGUUCCCUGCCCAGAAUGACGUCAACCUGGUCCCUGCCCCCUCCUUGCCACAGCCUACUUUGGUCCAGGACAUGACCGAGUUCAAGAGGAGCCUUCCCCUCUUUCCCCUGGCCAAGCCCCACAUCAACUUCAUGGCUGCCAAACUGUGAGGACCGGGCAGCCCUGCCCCCAGAGCAGCAUGGGAGCACUGUGGUGGGGGGGUGCCCUGCUCUGUCUCCCCCCCCUGUCCCCCCGAGGCAACAGGAGUCAGGAACACACUCAUCUGACUAAGCCUGCAUGUGUGUAUGUUUGUGUAUCUGUGUGUGGUAGGCUGGAGGCUACGAGAGGCACUUGGAAAUGUGUUUGAUUCCCACAACUUGGCUGUGGAUCUCAUCAUAGCUCCGUGUAAGAGUAGAGGUCACCCAAUUUUAGUCUCAUGGAAAACCCCACCAACACACAUUCCCAAUAAUGUAUAGAAUGUUGAAGCAGGGCUCCUAUUAUAGAGGAAUAGUAAUAACUUAAACAACCACAAGGCCGGGAACCCUGUAAACCAGUACAAGUACCCCUUGACACUUUAUAAUGGAAGUGUUUUUAGUUGGUUUAGCCACAAGGACAUGCUGCUGUGGUGAGAGUAAACUGUUGGUUAAUGAUGAUUAUGUGAAGCUUUUGAGGUGUAGGAGGAUAGCUCUGCAAAGGGUGUACAUAAUAUCAUUUUAGACACGCCGGACACGUACUUUCUUAUGUACUCGUGCGACGCAUCAAGGCACAGUGACAACUCCCUGAAUUGAUAUCACAAAGACUGUGUUUAAAUAAGAUGAAUGUGCAACACACUAUUUUGGACACCAUUUCAGUUGAUCAGCCUUAUGGAAACAAUUCUGUUUUAAUCCAUGAUGUACAGGUUUUGAGAUCUGACUCUAUUUAUUUUUUAAACUGGUAAAAUGUCAGGGCCCAUUUGGUGGAGAGGUGUCCCGUGAAGCUUUUCUUUUGAACUAGUGCUCUAUAGGGUUGUAUUAUCCAAGCAUCUCAGGGUCCCUCUAAUCGUUUGCUUUUAUUUGAGAUUGAAGAAAAAUAAACAUAUUUAAAUGUC
Messenger RNA from Oncorhynchus keta (chum salmon), 4035 nucleotides. Its product is annotated as insulin-degrading enzyme. Gene Ontology annotation, biological process: peptide catabolic process. Gene Ontology annotation, cellular component: mitochondrion; cytosol; peroxisomal matrix. Bases 182 to 3118 code for a protein of 978 amino acids. The transcript has 25 exons. Gene Ontology annotation, molecular function: metal ion binding; metalloendopeptidase activity. NCBI's taxonomy places the organism in Eukaryota, Metazoa, Chordata, Actinopteri, Salmoniformes, Salmonidae. The record is from RefSeq and is a predicted model, not a curated record.